Messenger RNA from Labrus mixtus (cuckoo wrasse), 3438 nucleotides. It is a transcript of the gene abcg2d, whose product is annotated as ATP binding cassette subfamily G member 2 (JR blood group). The transcript has 16 exons. The coding region runs from base 148 to 2151 and encodes 667 amino acids. The record is from RefSeq and is a predicted model, not a curated record. Gene Ontology annotation, molecular function: ATP hydrolysis activity; ABC-type transporter activity; ATP binding. Gene Ontology annotation, cellular component: plasma membrane. Lineage: Eukaryota; Metazoa; Chordata; Actinopteri; Labriformes; Labridae.
CCUGCUGUCAUGAGCUGAUGUUAGUCAACCUGCUCAGUCUCUCUGCUCCGUCAGUCUGCAGCAGCACAGCUCCUGAAGGCUGCAGUAGGACUCCGAUACUGAAGGAUCUCACAGUCUCCCAGCCCGGGUAUCUCAUUGCAUUGGAGGAUGGAGAGAGUCAAUCACGUCAACAUUGCAAUGAUAGAAGAUGUCGGCACCAACGGGAUAGCAAGGUCAAAGGUCGUCUUGGCCAUGGACCAGAAUAAGCAGCCGAUUGGCUCCACCGUGAGCUUCCACAACAUCCAUUACAAAGUGCAGCUGAAGAGCGGCUCCCUCUGCAAAAGAAAAACCAGUCCCAGGGAAAUUCUGGUCGAUCUCAAUGGGAUCAUGAGACCCGGCCUAAACGCUAUUCUUGGACCUACUGGAAGCGGAAAAUCUUCAUUUUUGGAUAUUCUGGCUGCAAGGAAGGAUCCUUCAGGUCUCUCGGGAGAAGUACUUAUUGACGGAGCACCACAGCCUCCGAACUUCAAGUGCCUCUCUGGCUACGUGGUUCAGGAUGAUGUUGUCAUGGGCACCCUGACCGUGAGGGAGAAUCUGCGUUUCUCUGCAGCGCUUCGUCUGCCGAGCUCAGUGCCUCAGAGCGAGAAGGAGGCCCGGGUCAAUCACCUCAUCCUAGAGCUGGGUCUCACCAAGGUGGCUGACUGCAAGGUGGGCACUCAGAUGACACGGGGAAUCUCUGGAGGAGAGAGGAAGAGGACAAACAUCGGCAUGGAGCUCAUUAUCGAUCCUUCAGUUCUCUUUCUGGAUGAACCGACGACAGGAUUAGAUGCCAGCACUGCAAACUCUGUCCUGCUGUUACUGAAAAGAAUGGCCGGUCAUGGAAGAACCAUAAUAAUGUCCAUACACCAACCUCGAUAUUCCAUCUACAGGCUGUUUGACACUCUGACUCUGCUGGUUAGUGGUAAAAUGGUUUACCAUGGACCAGCGCCAAACGCUUUGGACUACUUUGCCAACAUCGGCUUCCCCUGUGAGCCCCACAACAACCCAGCGGACUUCUUUCUGGACGUUAUUAAUGGAGACUCGACGGCUACAACCAUGACCAAAAUGCUCGGGUCUGAAGAUGUGGACUUUGAGGAGCCCGGCAGCUCUCGACAGAGCAUCGAGGAGCGCUUGGUGGAGGAGUUCAGAAACAGCAGCUACUUCAGUGACACAAGAGCUGAGCUGGAGCACAUUGUACAGGAUAAGGAGUGUACUUUAUGCCCAAAAUCCCGCACCAUCACCUACAACAGCUCUUUCUUCCACCAGCUACACUGGGUGCUCAAGAGAACUUUCCAGAACCUCAUGUUGAGCCCACAAAUAUCUGUGGCCCAGGUGGGAGUCCACAUUUUCCUUGGCCUCGUUGUAGGAGCCAUUUUCUUCGGCGUUAAAGAUGAUCAGAGUGGCAUCCAGAACAGGAUGGGCGCCCUCUUCUUCAUCACUACCAACCAGUGUUUCAGCACAGUGUCUGCAGCCGAGCUCUUCAUUAUUGAAAGGAAACUGUUUGUGCAUGAGUACAUCAGUGGCUACUACAGGGUGUCCGUCUACUUCCUAUCUAAGAUCCUGUCUGACAUCACUCUGCGCACCAUCACCUCCAUCAUCUUCAGCUGCAUCGUUUACUUUUUAAUCGGGCUCAAAUCCUCGGCAGCAGCCUUCCUCGUCUUCACGCUGACAGUGACUCUGGUGGCGUACACAGCCACAGCCAUGACCAUGGCCAUCUCAGCUGAUCGGAGUGUCGUAGCUCUCGCCAACAUCUUCAUGACCAUCACGUUCGUCUUCAUGAUGAUUUUUUCAGGUCUUCUUGUGAACCUACCCAGCAUCAUGGACUGGCUGGCUUGGCUGAAGUACCUCAGCAUUCCUCGAUAUGGCCUCGCAGCCUUGAAGAUCAACGAGUUUGUUGACUUGAAGUUCUGCGAGGAAUCUGUAAUGCGAAACACAACCUUCAUGAUCACAGAGACAAACUGCAGCAUGAGCACAGCUGGCUUGACAUGUACAGGAGAGCAGUAUCUGGACUACCUGGGGAUAGAGUACACCACCUGGGGACUGUGGGAAAAUCAUGUGGCUUUGAUUAUUAUGACGUUUAUAUUCCUCAUCAUCGCCUAUCUGAAACUCCGCUACAUCAAGAAAUUCACCUAAAUAUGUGAUUCUGCAUGCAGGCGAGCAGAUGUUCACCUUACAUUUCUGUAUUAAAUGAAUGGAACUACAUUUUUGCCGUUUGACAUGAAUUGUUGAUAGAUUUGUCAGGAAAGGUAGUUUGUUGUGUUUGGCGAGUUUUAUGCUCCAUAAUGUUGAUAUCUGACUAUGAAAAAGACUGUGAAUACUAUUACUUGUUAAUAUAAAACUACAAAUUAGAUCAGGCAAAAAAUUGCAUUAAUCGUAGUAUGGAUCUUGUCACAUCACUAAUAAGUUAGUUGGCCCAUUUUUCUCAAAGUGUCGACCAAUUUCAAAAAGUGUGCGUAUUGUUUAGGCUACCUGGAUAUUCUUCACAGGUAAAUAGAUACCUGUCCACCUUUUUUUAAUAACAGCCUUUAUAAAAAGAAGCGAAGAUUUGCUGAAACAAAACGUUUAAUGGUUUCUUACAAGUUUAAAGGUAACUCUGUAAAAUAAGAGUAUUUGCAUUUUCAGACUAUUACCGGUACCUUUUUCACUUUACGUUUCUUGAUUUGAUGUCUUGAUGAAGUGUACAUUUUGUUCUGUUGUAUCACAUAAAUGGGAUGUGGUUAACUUUUCUAUUGUACUUUAUACAAUUUCUUUACCUAAAAUUUGUAUUCUGAUCAAAAUUUUGAAGGAUAAGUAUAAACAUUAUCAUGUCACCUUUGUCUUUGUGUUUUUAAAGUGCAGUCCAUACAGCAGUUUACAGUUUCUCUUAAGUGAUAGAUCGUGUUGUGUUAAAUGGUGAAUGUUGGGAAACAAUCUUAUUGGCAGAAAAAAGGGGAAGGUCCUCACACUGUUCAGCUCCCAAUGAGCAACUUUAUUAAAGGCACCGUUUCCAUCCAAAGGAUCCUCUUCAGUCAAAUGUGGACGGAGACAAUCAAUUCUAAAAGAUGACUUUACGACAUCUUAUUUCAUAGGUUUGUGCUUUCCUAAUCUUUUCCAAGGACGUUUUCUGGAAAGAUCAUCGGUUAUUUCAAACAUUUAAAAAGAAAGAGAUCAUGUUUAGUCAUGUGUAUGGUUGUUUUUGUCACUGUAUAAAAAGCAAAUAAUUACAUAAACAACAAUCUAAUUUUUGAAUAAAUCUUUAUUUGGCAUUAAAAAAAAAAAGAUUGUGUAAAAAACAACAUUAAGGCACAGGGACAAAUAAUAAAUGCAUGGGUUUCCCAUGAACACUAGAUGCACUCCAAACUGAAGUUUGUUUUAAGUUACAAUAUGUAUCAUAAAUUGAUAAUAAGCUAGUUAUUCAAAGCUUCAUCAGUGUACCAAGGA